Messenger RNA from Penaeus vannamei (Pacific white shrimp), 5759 nucleotides. It is a transcript of the gene Cap-D2, whose product is annotated as CAP-D2 condensin subunit. Gene Ontology annotation, molecular function: histone binding. NCBI's taxonomy places the organism in Eukaryota, Metazoa, Arthropoda, Malacostraca, Decapoda, Penaeidae. The record is from RefSeq and is a predicted model, not a curated record. Gene Ontology annotation, biological process: meiotic chromosome condensation; mitotic cell cycle; mitotic chromosome condensation. Gene Ontology annotation, cellular component: condensin complex; condensed chromosome, centromeric region; nucleus.
UGGCGCUUGAUGACGUAAGUUUGAACCCAACUGUAAACAAUCGUUCGCGCGGGAAAAUCUACCCACAAGCCUUAAUGGGGUGAAAAAUACAUAAAAAACAUGGAUGCCUUCGACUUUGUCAUACCCCUGAGUCUUGAUGCCCUGCAGGAGUCGACCAGCACGCGGCAGUAUGUCGUGUAUAACAUUUCCACGAGCAAGGAGAUCCCAAAGAAGAUUCAGGAAGCACAAGUAGCCUUCCGUCAAGAUGGCCCACAUUUCAUCCUCAAGGCACAGAACUUCGAUGUGCUUUAUAGUGUCUUGGUUGGCUUUGGCAGCGUGGAUGGAGAGUUUCGGCAGCGCACGUGGGAGCUCCUCCUUAAAGCAAUGUCCAAGGUAACGGCAGAAUUGGCGCUGCUUCUUGAUGAGGGGGACCUGAGCGCCAAGGAACGACACCAGUGGCUCAAUGUUCUGAAGAUGACCACCUACAUUGCCUGCAACCUCACAGAAUCCUUCGAGAAUGAGUACAACAAGCCCUCCACUGACACCCUUCUCCUAGGGAAGCAAGGAAGAAAGAAGUCAGCAAGGAAGUCCGAUGACGGGACAGACUGGGAGGAGGAGAGGAACCGCAUGCUGGUCCAGUUGUUCUCUGUCCUGCAGCACCCUCUGCAUCGCCUGUGGGAGCCACCCAUCAUGGAGGAGGAUUUUGUCAACCUCAUAGCCAACUGUUGCUACAAGAUUCUGGAGUCUCCCACCAUGAACUUGGCAAGGACCAAACCAACUCGAGACUCGAUAUUUCAGAUUAUCGGUACACUCGUCAAGAAAUUCAAUCAUGGUCUUGCUUGUUCACUGAAGCUCAUGCAGCUCUUGCAGCACUUUGAGCACAUGGUCGUCCCGUGUGCACAGGGUGUGAUCCUUCUGAUUGAGUCCUUUGGCAUCACCUCGGUUGUGGCAGAGAUGGUGAGGGAGAUCGCGAAGGUGGACGCCAGAGAGCUCAUGAAGGAUACUUCUGGCUUGCGUAACUUCUCCCAGUUCCUGGUGGAGGUAUCAGAGAAGUGCCCCCAGGUCAUGCUGCCCUCGCUCAGCUUGCUUGUUAACUUCCUGCAUGAGGAGGCAUCUGGCAUGAGGAACUGUGUUCUCUCCAUCCUGGGUUCCAUAGUGUUGAAGGUCCUGAGCGGUGAAGAGCUGGACCCCAAGAGCCGAGACCUGCGCGACCAAUGUCUUGACCACCUUGAGGACCACAUACACGAUAUCCAUGCAUUUGUUCGCAGCAAAGUCUUACACAUCUGGAACGACCUUGUGAGCGAGAAGGCCGUACCCCUGCGCAGACAGCAGCAGGUCCUGAAGCUCACCCUAGGGCGCCUGAAGGACAAAUCUUCGCAUGUGAGGAAAAGUGCAGUUCAGUUGUUGACUGCAUUCCUGAAGGGCAACCCAUUUGCGGCAAAGCUCCCCCUGGAAGAACUGGAAGGCCAGUAUGAAGAAGAGCUCAAGAAACUGAAGGAGAUGGACCCUAAGGCUGCUUUGGAUUUGUCAGCUGAAGAGGAGGAUAAGCUGCAGGUAGAAAAGACCGUCACCGGAAGGGAGCUGUGGGCAGCCAUGUUGCCCGAGGUGGUCAGCAUUGUUUUGGAAGUUGUUGAUGAAGGUGGCACUGAAGAUGAUGAUGACGAUGAAGACUCCUUAGAGGAAGAUACCUCACUAAAUGACGCAGUUUUGGAGAUCGCAGAGGCUUUGAACUGCAGCAAGAUCAGAAGAGCCGUCAAACUGCUGGAGUGUGCUCUAGAAAUGUUCCAUGGGGCUGAAGUAUUUGGCUAUGAUCCUGAGAUCCACUCCUCCAAGGCUUACAAAAAGUUGAGCAAGGAUGAGGAGCUGACGGACCACCAGAUCCGCCACCUGGUCGUGCUGGAGCGCAUCUUCCUGUCUGCCAAGGAGAUGGAGGAGAGAAAAAGCCGAACAGACGGGGAGGAGAAGAUGGAUGAGGACAAGAAGCCAGAGGAGGAGGAGGAGGAGGAAGAGACGGAGGAGAUGAGGGCAGAGAGGGAGGCCAAGGCGGAGGUGACCAAGCAGAAGCUCUUGGUCAACUACUUGAAGGAUUCUGUUUGUUUUGCAAAAUUGUUCAACAAGGGUUUGCCAGUUCUCUGCCAGCUGUUGAGCAGCAAACAUGUAUCAGAUGUCUUGGAAGCAGUGCAAUUCUUUGUAACAGCCUUUGAGUUUGGGCUUCUUAAUGCCAUGACUGGUGUGCGUCGCAUGUUGGCCUUGGUGUGGAGCAAGGAGCAAGCUGUCAAGGAUGCAGUUAUUGGGGCUUAUCAGCGCCUGUACAUUAACAUUGAUGCUCCAAAUGAAAGGACCCGUGCUCAACACAUUGUCAGGAACCUCUCAGCACUCAUUACCGGUGCAACCCUAGGAGAGAGGACGUCCAUGGAAGAGAUCAUCGCUCAGUUUGUGAAUUCCGGUGACAUUACUAAACAGUGCCUAACCUUGCUUUGGGAGCGCUUCACCAAGACCCUGCCUGACACCACAGAUGAUGAGUCACUGGCAGGACUCAUUCUCCUCGCCAUGUGCGCCAACUCAGAAGCACACAUCGUCUCAAGCAACAUUGGCGUCCUGGUAAACUCUGGCCUGGGCGAGAGGGGCUUGCGCAACUUCACUCUCGUCAAGGAGACUUGCACCGCCUUGUUGAAACUAUCCACGACCAAGCCAAAAACUGAUGACCCUAAUCCACCCAACAGGUUAGACCGAGACCAUGAGAUCUUUGAGCGCCUUGCCAAAAUCUUACUAGAAGGUCUGAAUGUUCUUGAGGAUCGUCAGUAUUCUCCCAUGGCUGUCGAGGCUGUUAGUCUGAUUUACUCGUUGGCAGAACAUCCUGACCUCAUCUGCGGAGAUAUUCUGCAGGAGAUGUGCAAGAUCAUGCUUUCCUCUUACACAGAAGCAGCAGACUCAGCCGGUGAUGGCUCUCAGCCAGAGACUGAAGAUAUCAAGGUCCCAGUAGGCAUCCUGACACGUUUCUUUGUGUUUGUGGGCCAAGUGGCUCUGCGUCAGCUGAUCCACCUUGAUACCUAUGUGUUCUCUGAGCUGAAGCGCAGAAAUUACCUCAAAGAGGAGAUGGAAACAGAGAAGAAAAAGAAAAAGAAGAAAAGGAACACGAGGAAGUCACUAGCUACCUCUGCCACCGAGGCUUCCAUGAACAGAGGGGGAUCCCAAGAUGGAGACAUUGACGAGGAGAUGGGCCUGACCGGGGCUGUGGCAGACGACAUGGAGGCAGAAUACAUCCGUUCCAUCUGCGAGACAGAGAUUAUUAAUGCCGACAACCUUCUCUCUCUUGUCAAGCCACUUAUUUGGGCUGUUUGCACCAACCCAGGAAAGUAUGCAGAUGCAGAGUUACGGACAGCUUCAACCCUAGCCUUGGCCAAGUUCAUGAUGAUUUCUUCAGACUUAUGUGAAGAUAAUCUGCAGCUCCUGUUCACCAUCUUGGAGAAGUCGGAGGAUGAUGUGAUACGUGCCAACAUAGUCAUUGCUCUGGGAGACUUGUCCUUCAGGUUCCCAAAUCAGCUGGAGCCUUGGACUCCACGUAUCUAUGCCAGAUUAAGAGACAGUUCCCCAAAAGUGCGACAGAACACUCUGACAAUCCUCACCCACCUCAUCCUCAAUGAUAUGGUUAAGGUCAAAGGACAGAUAUCUGACAUUGCUCUCUGCAUCACCGAUGACGAUCCACGGAUAUCAGGCCUUGCAAAACUUUUCUUCAGUGAGCUUGCCAGGAAGGGUAAUGCCCUGUAUAACGUUCUACCGGACAUCAUCUCGCGCUUGUCUGACACUGAACUAGGAAUUGAAGAGAAACGCUACAGAACAAUCAUUGGGCACAUACUGAACUUGGUACAAAAGGACAAACAGCUGGAAACUUUAGUGGAGAAGCUCUGCCAUCGAUUCCAAGCAACCGUCACCACAAGACAGUGGAGAGACAUUUCCUACUGCCUGUCACUUUUCACGUACAAUGAGAAGAGCAUCAGAAAGCUCACCGAGAACUUCUCAUGCUACGCCGACAAGCUCUAUGAGCCAGAAGUAUAUGAGUUCUUCCUGGGCAUCCUUGCCAGUGCCCGCAAACUGGUCAAGCCUGAAGUGAAGGUCCUGAUCGAGGAGUUGGAGGGCAGGAUGCAGGAGAGCCACGAGAAAGGCGUGGAAGACGAGAAUGUCCUCAACAAAGCUGCUAACGCCAAGACGAAGGCUAAAAAAGUGAGAAGUUCAGUGUCCAAGGGCAGAAUAAGAGGUAGAAGACGCAAAGAGAGUUCCAGCGAAGAUGAAAAAAAGACUGAGGAGGAAGAAGAGGAGGAGGAGGAGGAGGAGGAAGAGGAAGAGGCAGAGGCUGAGGACACUCGCUCACAGUUACACCCAGCUCAUCGUCAGAAUAAGGAGAACCAGAGAACAACAAGACUAUCAGGCAAUCUCGAGAAACCACGCAAAAAGAAAGUCACCAUCAGCACCGACUCAGAUGAAGAUAACAGCAAGGUCUUGACGCCACCUCAGAGGAAGUCAGGGAGAAUGUCCCAUGUGAAGCCCCUCUCGGAAAACUCUGCCCGUCUCUCAAGGUCCUCAAGACGGAAAUGAUGGGAUAGAAGGCAUAGAUGCUCAUUCUCUUUUAGGCUUUUGGGUUUUAGGAAUUUUUUUGAGAUUUUUCAAUUUACUUUUUAUCCAAGUCUAGGAAAUUGUUGCUCCUCUCAUGGGACUUAAAACAGAAAGUACAAUGAUAUAUGUGGAAGAUUUUAAUAAGGUAUCAUUUUAGUCUGAGUAUUGCUUCUAAUAUUAGCCAUUAAGGUAUUGCAGCAAAACAAUGAAGAUGAUGUUAUUAGUGAUUGGAAUUUUCAAGAUUUUCAUUAUAUGCUGUAUCAGCAAAACAUAAUGGUGAAAGUAAAUUUUUCUUGAUGUACAACUAUUAUAAUGUGUAAUACAUACACCCCAGUGAUGUGUGGAAAUUUUGUAUGUACUGUUCCAUAAAAUUAUUUAAUUGAUUUUAACAUGAACAAAAGAUAACAAGAAGGUAACAUGAAUUUAGAAGUUUCAAUAUCUUUUUCACUUAUAAAUCUGCUGCAUCUUGAGUGAAUGUACUGAUAAUAGUAUUCUUGACUUUGCUAUCCUUCUCAAAUGCAUAUUUACAUAUAGUAUAAGAUAUUCUCUUAGGGAUAGUACUAAUUCAUCUUUAAUAAUGGCAAUAUAUGGAAGGGUUUAAUAAGUAACUUUGUAAAAGUAACCUAUUUAUGAAACUAUAUUUUCGAAGACCAGUCAGAAACUUGUUCUACACUAAAUAUUUGUUAGGGUUUCUCAACUUUCUUGUAUAGCUUAUAUGACCCUUCCUUAAAUAUCCUGGUCAUCACACCAGUUGAUCUCCUUAGUUUUCUGCCAUGAACAAAGGGAUUUAUGGUUAAUUUUAUAGAAUCAAAGUCUAAACGCGUCCAGAUGAGACGACGAUCAGAGGGUGUACCCGAAAUGUGACAAUCUAUCAGAGAGACUAUAAAUUCCAUUAACAAACUACUUUGUUAAUGGGAUCUAUAGCAUCUCCACCUUUGCCAUCAUUUCUCAAGCAUGUCAACUGAUCAGGGCUGUUGAACUGGACAUGCUUUAAUACUCGGUUUCUCCAUUGUGGUGGUAGAAAACUUAAAUGUUGUGUAUCUUGUUAAGGCUUGCAAUUUCAGUUAUAAGAUGCAAAUAUACUGAUUUAGAAGUCAGAUGUAUGGGGUCAUGUGAAAUUAGUUUUUCAGUAGCCAUAUUACCACUGUAAAUAAAAUAUGUAUUCUAAA